AUGGUGCUGACGAGGAAGCGCCGCGCCGAGCUCGCGUUUCAGGAGAAACUCUACAAUGCGGACAUCUGGGAGUGCAUCGCGAGCUUCCUCGAUGCGCCCGAUCUAGCGCGCCUCGCCCUUACGGCGCGGUUCUUCGUGCCGAUAGCCAUGGAUGAGCGACUGUGGAAAGCGCUGUCGCUCAAGCGGCUCGAGAUCGGCAUCGGCAGCGAGGCGUCGAAAUUUCGGCCGCAUUUCAGCUGGAGAGAGCUCUAUCGAUCGUCAUUUGUCACUGGAAGCCAUAGCUACAGCAUCCAUGAACGCGAGAAACAUCUAGAUUGGAUGCGAAUAGGUGCUUUUACGCUCGUUUCCGGCAAGGCGCUCGCUGCUGGCAGGCUCUGGCAACGAAUCUCAAAGUCAAAGAGGAUAAAACUCGAUGAGAGCUCGGCAUUGUGCCUUGUGCCAAACGUGCUCCCUGGCAUCUGGAUCGCAGAUCUUCAUAUGACGCGCUGCCCCGUUUGUAACUUGCCUGCAUGCCCUGGGACAAUGCAGACACUGGACUUUCGUAACUGGGAGUUGUUCCUGCACGAAGAGUACCAGAACAGAACAUGGUCCUUCAAAGAAAUCGGAAUCAGGAACAUCCGUGAAAACUGUGACGUCGCAGCUGGAGCAGUGUUCGAUUACAAGCGCUUGAUCGACAAAGACACUGCCAAUUCAGGCAUUCUCAAUUUCAAAUCAUGGACCGCGGAGAACGGGAACUAUCAACCGGCCAGCCGCGUCUCUCCCUUCGGUGCGGCUGGAUGUACCAAUCUUCAAAAGAAUGGUGGUUUGCAAGUCAAGUUCUAUGCCAUGCAUGCUGGGGUCGGCGGGCCAGUGGUGGCCAUUCGCGUUUCCCAGCAACUAUUUUGACUGAUCGAAUAAUGUGAAAGAAGGCCAAGUAACCUCCCUACCUUUCAACAAAGGUGACAUCUGCUUCUUAA
Selaginella moellendorffii is the source of this 956-nucleotide messenger RNA. RefSeq names its product probable F-box protein At3g61730. Lineage: Eukaryota; Viridiplantae; Streptophyta; Lycopodiopsida; Selaginellales; Selaginellaceae. Bases 1 to 885 code for a protein of 294 amino acids. Gene Ontology annotation, molecular function: protein binding. The transcript is spliced from 8 exons. The record is from RefSeq and is a predicted model, not a curated record. Gene Ontology annotation, cellular component: nucleus. Gene Ontology annotation, biological process: reproductive system development.